Messenger RNA from Rhodotorula graminis WP1, 1002 nucleotides. RefSeq lists its product as uncharacterized. NCBI's taxonomy places the organism in Eukaryota, Fungi, Basidiomycota, Microbotryomycetes, Sporidiobolales, Sporidiobolaceae. The transcript has a single exon. Gene Ontology annotation, biological process: RNA methylation. The record is from RefSeq and is a predicted model, not a curated record. The coding region runs from base 1 to 1002 and encodes 333 amino acids. Gene Ontology annotation, cellular component: mitochondrion. Gene Ontology annotation, molecular function: rRNA (uridine-2'-O-ribose)-methyltransferase activity.
AUGCGACUACGCUCAGCAGCCCUUCCAUCGCCCACCUCGUGGCUCCUGCACCCAUCCUCCUCUCGCCUCGCGCCUCGAACCUUUUCCCCCUCGCCGACUCGCCUCUUCACCUCGUCCAGCUCCGCCAACACGGCCAAGAAGGGCGCAGCGUCCCAGGUCUGGAUCCAGCGACAGCGCAACGACCCCUACGUCCGCGCCCGCGCCGCAUCGGGCACCAACCCGUCGACCGAGACCAACACGGCCUUCGUCUCGCGCGCCGCCUUCAAGCUCCUCGAGCUCCACCAGGGCUGGAAGGGCGACCUCAAGCUCCUCCGCCCCGGCAUGGCCAUCGUCGACCUCGGCGCCGCACCCGGCGGCUGGAUCCAGGCCGCCCUCGAGGUCGUCCACCACCGCGGCACCACCCUCGUCGGCGUCGACCUCCUCCCGCUCCAGCGCGCCAUCGGCGAGCGCGACAGCGUCCACUUUGUCCAGGGCGACUUUCUCGACCCGGUCGUCCAGGCGCGAGUGCGCGCCACGGUCCGGCGCGAGAGCAGGCGCGACCAGGUCGACCUCGUCUUGAGCGACAUGAUGGCGGCCAUGUCGGGCAACGCCCUGCGCGACGCGAGCAUCUCGCUCGCUCUGUGCGAGGCCGCACUCGCGUUCGCCGUCGCGACCCUGUCCCCAGCCCAUCCUCGUCGACCCGUGCCCGCCGCCUCGCCCGACUCGCCCCCACCCGCCGCCGCCCCUACCGCCGCCGCCUCGGGCCGCGCCCUGCCCGUCCAGCUCGUCAUCAAGCACUUCACGUCCGAGUUCACCGAGCAGUUCCGCAGGGACCUCGGGCGGCACUUCCACGUCGUGCGCUGGAUCAAGCCGCCGAGCAGUCGCAAGGACAGCAAGGAGGGCUUCUUCGUCUGCGCCGGCUUUCGCGGGCGCCAGGAGGGCGACGUAGAGUCGGCGAGCGUGUCGGGCCACGGCGGCGAGCCGUCGUCGAGCGGCAAGAAGCGGUCGAGCCUCUACUUCUGA